AUGCCACGGGGACGAGAACAGGAACGGGGAGGAGCGAAAAACGAGGAGAUAAUGGACGCGGAGAGGUCUGCUCUGUUGGCGAGGAUGGGUCAGGAGGAUGGAGGUCAAACACGGCGCAGGACAGAGCGAAUUGGACGAGAGGAUGGCGACAGAACAAAAGAGAAGGAGAGAAAAGGUAGUCACAGUGCCGGGCUCAGCAUGAGGAUUGGGGAGAGUGAGGUGUGGAGGAAACGAAAUGGAGUGAGAUGA
This is a messenger RNA of Paracoccidioides lutzii Pb01, 249 nucleotides long. RefSeq lists its product as hypothetical. The coding region runs from base 1 to 249 and encodes 82 amino acids. The transcript has 2 exons. The record is from RefSeq and is a predicted model, not a curated record.